Molecule: messenger RNA, 627 nt
Organism: Caenorhabditis elegans
Lineage: Eukaryota; Metazoa; Nematoda; Chromadorea; Rhabditida; Rhabditidae
Product: INSulin related
Exons: 2
Coding region: 1-435 (144 amino acids)
Source: RefSeq, marked reviewed
AUGCAUUUUCCAUUGAAAAGUGCUCCACGUCAACUCCAAAAAAUGCUCUCUUCGAAAUCCGCUCUCUUUGUAAUUUUGGCCACCUGCAGCAUCGUCGCCAUUUCUGAAGCCAUUAACUGCUAUCAACAAAACGUUGGCAUCCCGAAAGCCAAAGUUAUCCGCAACCAACUCUCCUGCUUCGCAAUGUUCUACCCAAGCGAGCAGAUCUCGUCAUUCGGAGGAAUCGCCAACAUCCCCCAGAACCAGCACAGAAAACAAGAGCUCGCCAAAGCCGACGGCACGUGCCAAAGAAUGGAGAAAACCUUGUUGGACAAAACCCGCCCAGCUACCUUCGCAGAUACGUACAUCUGCCAUUGUUCGCAGCCGCUCUGCAACUAUCCUAGAAGCAUCGAGGACUUCGAAAACGCUGGAUACAAGCUCCCGGAUCAAGACUGAACAAUUCGAAUUCCACCAAUGCCAGCUCCAAACAACCUCCGAACAAUCUACUUCAUGAUCUCCCCUAUCCUUUUCUGAUCCUCCUGAUUCUCCUGACCUCUCCUCCUUGUUCCCAAUCUACCUAUCAUUUUCCUUUGAUUUCCCAUUCUUCCACUUUAUUCUUCGAAAUAUCAAUAAAUUUGUGUGUUGAAC